UCUGAGCUAAAAGUAGAAUCAAGAGCUAGCGCAAGUAUGGAGUCUUUGCUUCAGUCACCAAUGAAACUUGUACUUUUGACAGCAUGGCUCUCCAGUCUGAUGGACCCAUGCAGCCUCUCUGACAUUUGUGAUUCUUGUCACCAACUUGCAACGUGCAAGACCCUGAACGGCUCAAACGAUGCCUGCUUCUGCAACAAUGGAUAUACCGGAGAUGGAACAACAUUUUGCAAUGAUGACAACGAGUGCCAGAAUGUGACUAAUAUCUGCGGGGACAGGGGGAGCUGCACCAACACAGUGGGCAGCUACUACUGUACAUGUGUCUCUGGAUACACAUCGACAGGACUGGCCGAGUUCCAGCCCAAUGAUGGCACUGGAUGCAUCGAUAUUGAUGAAUGCAAGUCAGGACCGAUCUGCGGACCAAACUCACACUGCCAUAAUACGAAUGGAUCUUUCUAUUGCACCUGUCAGCGUGAUUACAUCCCAACUUCUGGCAUUAAGCACUUUCAUCCGGAGAGAGGUGUGAGAUGUAAAGAGCAUCCCCAAAAAUACUGCCAUGACAACAUCGGGUGCAUGACAGAGACUGUCAACAAAACACUUGAAUAUAUGAGCAACCUCACGGAGCCCCAGAGUUUGCUGAAGGAAAUUGCCAAGCAAACGUCCGGCGAACUCACCUCAGUGGAAGUGAUCGCAUAUGUUGAGGCCUUGAGUCGAUCUGCAUCAACACUGGCUGCCGAGGAAAAGGAUUACACUGUCAAACCAUCCGUCAUCAACUCAACUCUUACAAAACUAGUGAAAGCAGUAAACAACUUGGUGGAGAAGGAUGAACUGGUGGCUUGGAGCCGAAUUACAGAAGUGCGACGGGAACAUACCAUCACAAAGCUGCUACACACUGUUGAAGAAAGCGCUCUGACUCUGGCUAACAACUACAAAACUCCAACUGAGCUGGAAAUCAAAGCCACCGAAAUGGAAUUGAAACUCUUCACCUUUGAUGCUCGUCACACAAAGGCCAAACUGUCUGCUUCCAUGGGAGGAGAUCAUAUAAAUCUAACUCCAAAACUGAGCGCAGAGGAGGACAGAAAUGGAAGUGUGUCAGUGGUGUUUGUGCGAUAUGACAGCAUCGGUGACAUCCUGAAGCCGAGCAGCGACCCAGGUGUCACCGACUACUCCCGGUAUGCAGGGACGGGGGAAAUCACUGUCAACUCCCAAGUCAUAGCAGCAGCCGUCAAACCUGCUGACGUUUACCAACUUGACCAUGUCACCUUCACUCUGAGACACAACGAGCCCAUAGACACUAAAGCUGAUGUGGCGAAGUGCGCCUUCUGGGAGUAUGAGCCGGACAGCCUGCAGGGCCACUGGGCCACUCGCGGCUGCAAGACCGUCCACGUCAACAGCAAUGCAACCACCUGCUCCUGCAAUCACCUCACACACUUUGCCAUCCUCAUGUCCUCUGGGCGAGCCAAUCUGGUGGCCCACAACAAUAUCCUGACCCGGAUCACCCAGCUGGGGAUGAUCAUCUCCCUCAUAUGUCUGUCCAUGUGCAUCUUUACCUUCUGGUUCUUCAGCGAGAUCCAGAGCACCAGAACCACCAUCCACAAGAACCUGUGCUGCAGCCUCUUCAUGGCCGAGUUCAUCUUCCUGGUGGGGAUCAACAUGAACACACACAAGCUUUUCUGCUCUGUUAUUGCAGGGCUGCUGCACUAUUUCUUCCUCGCGGCCUUUGCCUGGAUGUGCAUCGAGGGCAUCCAUCUGUACUUAAUAGUGGUUGGCGUCAUCUACAACAAAGGCUUCCUGCACCGUAACUUUUACAUCUUUGGCUACGGGAGCCCGGCUGUGGUGGUGGCCAUCUCUGCAACACUCGGCUCCAAGUAUUACGGCACUGAUAAAGUAUGUUGGCUGAGCACAGAAAACCACUUCAUAUGGAGUUUCAUUGGGCCGGCGUGUUUGAUCAUUCUGGUUAAUCUCUUGGCUUUCGGAGUAAUCAUCUACAAAGUGUACCGGCAUACUGCUGUGAAAAAGCCUGAAAUCAGCCACUAUGAAAACAUCAGGUCUUGCGCCCGCGGUGCCCUUGCUCUGCUGUUCGUGCUGGGAGCCACCUGGACUUUCGGAGUGCUGCACAUCCUCAACGAGACCACCCUCACUGCAUAUCUGUUCACGAUCGCCAACGCCUUCCAGGGAAUGUUCAUCUUCAUCUUCCUCUGUGUCCUGUCCCGAAAGAUUCAGGAGGAGUACUACAGGCUUUUCAAAAAUGUGCCGUGUUGUUUUGAAUGCCUGAGAUGAAUUAAUGCCACCACAGCCUGAUCAAUUGCACUUGUACAAUAAUAGUCCACCCUUCAGCUUGGCAUCGCCUGUGACUCAUGCUUCAGUUUUGAAAAACAACGUGGGAGGAAGAAUUGUGUAGAAGAGAUCUCUUAUAGAUAACCACACACUUUCUAAAUGUCUUGUUUCUCUUUUAAAAGACUGCCGUCAUCUAAUCAUGUUUGUUUGUUGUACAUUCAAUUCAAAGGGAAUUCUGUUUCAAUAUAUUCAAAAAAAAGCAUUCUUCUAAGAAUCGCAUUUUGUAAAAUUUCAGUUUAAUUUAACAUCUUAGCAAUUAUCGGCAUUAAACUCCAAACAACAUGAGCAGCAGUCUUUUGUCUUUUUCUUGUAUUUGAAAUUGAUUUGUAAAUUAUUAAAAUGAAUAUGGCAAACCAACACAUAUCUCUGCUGCUCGCUUCCUUUAUGUGUAAAAUCAGUGGUGUCGUUUAAUGCAUUCACACUCGCUCUCUGAACACCAAACAACAAGGUGUGCAGUUUAUUAAAUAUGAAUUGUUGUGAGGACAGUUUCUCUCGCACGAUGACAGUUAGGUAGGUCAAUGGCCCCAUCUACUGGACUUAACGGGGAACUUUCCACUGUCACAUUGGACUCACAAGCUCAUAACUUUCAAUACUUUCUGAUUAUUAUACUUGUCAGCGUGAUCAGACAAAUGUUCUUUCUGUAUUUUUGUGUUUGCUUGUAGCUUGUUGGUCCAUAUGAGCUGUGUUGUAGCAAUUUUGUGCAGCCCUCUAAAGCUUUGUGAUACUGGCCUGUACAAAAAUAAAUAUUGUGGUUGAACCUUAA
Messenger RNA from Plectropomus leopardus (leopard coralgrouper), 3097 nucleotides. It is a transcript of the gene adgrl4, whose product is annotated as adhesion G protein-coupled receptor L4. Gene Ontology annotation, biological process: adenylate cyclase-activating G protein-coupled receptor signaling pathway; cell surface receptor signaling pathway. Gene Ontology annotation, cellular component: plasma membrane. NCBI's taxonomy places the organism in Eukaryota, Metazoa, Chordata, Actinopteri, Perciformes, Serranidae. The record is from RefSeq and is a predicted model, not a curated record. Gene Ontology annotation, molecular function: G protein-coupled receptor activity; calcium ion binding.